AUGCAGACAACCGACACUGGUCUCCUCUUUCAAUCGUCUCAGCAACUCGCCGAUGCAUCGACGCGCGAGCGCAAGAUUGUCGCUGCUGAAAAAGUCGGCAACCCCAUCAAGGUUACUAGCAAGGUGCUCGACCUUGUUGUGCGUGGCCAAGAUGCGUGGACAGCAGAGUCUGGCUGGCAAGCCCGUCGACUUGACCUCAACAUUCUGUACAAAGGUCACAAGGGUCCUGUCACUUCCGUCCGUUUGCACCAGGUUGGAGGCCAGCGACCCUGGCUAGCUCUUAUCACUUCGUCGUGGGACAAGACUAUCCGGAUCUGGGAUGCCGAUUCUGGCCAGUUGGUCCACACUUUGGAAGCUCACAGCGAUUUUGUCAAGUCCACGACUGUCCUGCCCACUGUCCCUCCCAUGCUACUGUCAACCUCGUCGGACAAGUCAUUCCGCCUCUGGGACCUCUCCCCUCUUACCGAGAAGGGUAUUCCAGUGUCCCGCCAGGUUGUGAAAGAGCACACCCGGCCUGUGGAUUCGGCAGCAUAUGCGUUGUGCGAAGAGGAGCCUUCCAUCAUGCUCGUCUGGACAGCUGACUCUAUGGGGGUGCUGAAAGAAUGGAAGAUCUCCCAUUUGCCCACAGGCACCUAUCCUCUGACGUUUGUCCGCGAUUUGCCUGGCCACGAGACGAGCAUUGCCGGCUUGGCUCGUACCGAUGACGGACUGUGGAGUACGCGUCUACAUGGGACCACCCCCGUCAUCCUGCAGCACCCAAGCUACGUCAAGUCGAUUCUCCCGAAUCCGAACGGCUUACCGUACAUUGUCACUGGGUCUGAGGAUGAGGACAUCAGGGUGUGGGAUGCUGCCACCCUCGACGGCGACCACAACCAGCCUGUGGCAAUUGUCUCCGGUCACUGUGGCGAAGUCUCUGCUUUGGUCACCUGGAUUAAGGAUGCCGGUGGUAAGAAAGAAGUGAUCAUCGUGUCUGCAGGCCUGGACGCCACACUGAGGCGGUGGUCGAUUGACGAUCUGCUCAACCCGGUGCCGUUAAACUAUGAGCCAGUGAAGCCAAACAGUGGGGCAACCAUGACUGAGGAGGAGGAGCGUGAACUGGCGGAGUUGAUGUCCGACGAGGACUAA
Molecule: messenger RNA, 1125 nt
Organism: Apiotrichum porosum
Lineage: Eukaryota; Fungi; Basidiomycota; Tremellomycetes; Trichosporonales; Trichosporonaceae
Exons: 6
Coding region: 1-1125 (374 amino acids)
Molecular function (GO): protein binding
Source: RefSeq, a predicted model, not a curated record